Molecule: messenger RNA, 3921 nt
Organism: Thunnus maccoyii (southern bluefin tuna)
Lineage: Eukaryota; Metazoa; Chordata; Actinopteri; Scombriformes; Scombridae
Gene: daxx
Product: death-domain associated protein
Exons: 11
Coding region: 352-2619 (755 amino acids)
Molecular function (GO): histone binding
Source: RefSeq, a predicted model, not a curated record
GGAGCUGAGCGGGUACAUUUUCGAUCUCGAGUCAACCACAUAGCCGAAGCGAUGAGCAUUGUUUUGGUAAACAGAAAGUGUAUGUGAUUAAAAGUAAGAUUAUGUAGAGCUCAUCGGAUUUGUGCAUCUAGCUAGCGACAUAGUAACAAACGGUACGCGGGCUUUUUUUCUCUGGUUCGCCUUUUUUGUUACUUAGCAAAGUCACAGCGCUAACUAGCUAGCUAAUGCUAAUGCCAGCUAACUAACUCAGAAUUUAAACGAUGCAUUGUGGAACAUUGUUUUGACGUCAAACAGCUCAUAAACAAAAAGCAGAAACACCUGACAUUUUGGGUGACGGUGGCCCCCGCCUCGAUGGCGGAUAAGAUCAUUGUUCUUGAUGAUGAUGAAGAGGAGACUCCUCAACCCUCUUGCUCUGCCUCCACCUCGUCUCCUAAGGUUCAGGUCAAAAAGGUCUCGCAGCUCAAAGCUCAACAGCCUGUCCCUACCCACAUCACCCAGUCACCUUUUGCCUCAGCGACGAAGCAAGCGCAUGUUCUGCAGGCAGAGAAUCAGAGGUUGUUCACUGAGUUCGUGGAGCACUGCUCAGCUCUCACCAAGGACUGCCCCGAGGUCUUGACCUUCCUCCAAACCAAGCAUGACAAGGCCUCCCCUGACUAUCUGUCAUCCGUGGAGUUCAGGAACGCCUUGGGGCGAUGUUUGACUCGUGCUCAGGCCAACCGUUCCAAAACCUUUGUCUACAUCAACGAACUGUGCACCAUACUCAGGCAGCAUGCAGCCAAGAAGAGGCAGAUCCUCACCAAGGUUGAGCCUGGGCCUUCUACCUCAACAUCAAAUUCUUGCCCCUCUACCUCUGUUGUGCUCAAAAGCGAAGACAAGACUAAAGUUAAGGCGGAUCAGGAGGAAGAAGAGGGGAAGCCAGAAGAUGAGCAACCUUCCACCUCAGGGCCGCAGGAGAACGAUAAAGAGGAGCAACAGGUAGCGGAGAAAAAGGCAAAGAGGGCAUCCAGGAAACAGAUAGCGUACCUGGAGAACCUGCUGAAGGUGUACAACGACGAGAUCCGCCGCCUGCAGCAGGCUGACCUGAGUUUAGACGACCUGGGAGCUGAGGACUCCUCGUACAUCCAGGAGCACAAGCUUAAACGCAAGAUGAUGAAGAUUUACGAAAAGCUGUGUGAGCUUAAGGGCUGCAACACGUUAACAGGCCGAGUCAUCGAGCAGAGGAUCGGUUACAGCGGCACUCGAUAUCCUGAGAUCAACAGGAAGAUCGAGCGUUUCAUCAACAGUCCCGAGGCCCAGAGGAACCCUCCGGAUUACCAAGACAUCCUCCAGCAGGUGCUGCGCGUCAACGAGCGACACAACCUUUGCCUGAGCAGAAAGCAGCUGAACCAGAUCGCCCAGGAGGCCUUCAGAGAGACCGGGAGCCAAAUGCAAGAGAGACGUCACCUGGACCUGGUGUACAACUUUGGCUCACAUCUCACUGACCACUACAAGCCCGCCAUAGACCCGGCGCUGUCGGACUCCUCGCUGCUGCGGAAGCUGCGGUCGAACAGAGAAGUGGCCAUGUCCCACCUGGAGGAAGUCAUCAACAAGUACGCUGUGAAACAGGAGGACACGGAGGAGCAGGAGAGGACCAAACGACAGGAGAAAAACAGCAAAGAGAAAGAGGGCAACAAACCAGAAAAGCGAGAAGGCACUAAAGGGGUGAAUGGAGUGGCGGAGGAGGAGGAACAACAACAAGAAGAAGAGGAAGAAGAAGAGGAGGAGGAGGAGGAGGAGGAUGACGAUGAAGAUGAUGAAUCAUCAGAUCCAGACAUAGAAGAGGAGAUCCAGGCCAGCACCCAGCAGGACGGACCAGACGAUGACGAGAACGAGGAAGACGACAGUAACGAGUCGGAGCGAGCGGGUGACGACGCCAACCAGGACAAACAGUCAGGCGAGUUGUCGGGACGCGUUUCCGCAGGGGGGGAAGGAAGCGUGAAAGAUGAGGAUAAAGAGCCGGUCACCACCGAACUCAGUCCUCUCUCUGAUGAAAGCAAGUCCCGCAUCUCUCCGCUGUCUGACAUGUCCUCCCCUAGAGACAGCCCCAGCCAAUCAGAGCCCGUGCAGACGGACGACCAGACGCUGUUGUCUAACGGUAACCUUGCAGGAGUAGAGGAGCUGGUGGAUUCCUCCAGUCAAGUUUCCGUCAUGCUGGUAAGCACCAGCGAAGUCGCCAAGGACCCCGCGGACGUCUCCCCGGUAGCAGCCAACGGGGUUUCUUUGCCCCCGUUACCGCCAGUGAUCGUAGAAAUGUGUGACACUCAGACCACCAACGGCACGUCGCCUCCGCCGAGCCCCAGAACUACGAGGGGCCGGAAGAGGAAGAGGGAGGAAAUUACACAAGAGAAGUCCCACAAAACGAAGCACAUCAUCAUCCAUGACAGUGAGGUAGACAUCCCUCUGGAUAUGGGUGUGUUUAGCUGCAAUUCUCCACAGCAGGCAGAGUCCACCCGAGCAGACACUCCAACCCAGGAACUGGUCAGCAGUUCACAGUCGACUCCGCCUCCCAAGAAAAACAAGGUCAACGUGGCCACCCAGUGUGACCCGGAUGAGAUCAUCGUCCUGUCCGACUCGGAGUGACCUUUCACCUUUGACCUCUCACUGCACUGCAGGAUUCUACCACAUCACUCCUUGUUGUCUAACAAAAAAAAAAAAAAAUUUCCCAAAUAUAAAAUUGUGAAAGUGCUGAUUAUUAAAAUCUGAACAAUAUAAGAUUUAGCAAACUAUUUGAGCUACAGAGACAUGUCGCUUGAUUACAUGAAACCAAACAAAAGCCAAGACACGUGUUUUUGUAAAGGACUUCGGUGGAUUAAACAGCUGAAACGGGACAAAUUUUCUCUAAGCAGAGAAACAUGGCCGACGUCGACGACUUCUCUCUCGCUUUUGGAUGCAGAAAAGACGUCGUCCGAGACCUUUCGGGGUGACACGAGCAGCCGAACAUCCUUUGCCGUGUUUCCCGCCUUUCAGUGCAACACUACUAACGCUGCUGUCGUCAAGUUGGUAGAAGCAUAGAAAUGUUUUUCUUUUUUUUUUUUUUUUUUUGCUGCUCUUUAUACGGAGCAAAAGAACAUCUCCUCUCUCGGGAUGACGGUCCCUCGACUGGUUUAACUCAGACACCAGUGCCUGAAAACAUAGAACUGCGGAGUCGGACGUUUUUCCCCCCAAAACCUGGCGAGAGAAGGUUUAGUUUUCAGACACUUGACUGGAGGGAGCUGCUUCAGCUCGCCGCCAGUUUGUUUACAUUUUUAUAUUUACAUUAUAUUUACAUUUUUUUCACAAAGGACAGGGAAGUGGUGGUUUGUAUAAAAGGAAUUUUUUUUGAGAUGGCAUUAUUUUACAUGCUGUUGCUAUUUAUGAUGUGUGUUGUGAGUGAGUGAGGUGAUUACUGCAGCGGUGAUGAUGGCGUACAUUGACAUUUCUUUAAUUUUUAAAUGUUUCCUUUUACAUUUUAUUUGUAGGUUUAAAAUAAAAGUAAGAAGCUUUCUUCAUUCAGAUCUGUGGCUGCUGCAGACGAGCCAGAUAGUAAUCAGUUUGAAUGAAUAAGUUGACAUGACUAAUACACACAUGUAUAAAGGAUAAGGCUGCCGAUAUUUUGUCAGUCAACAAAUCCAAUGGAAAGACUAAAACCUAACGAUGAAUUGAUCCUACUAACGUUGUCUGUGUAGCCGAAGCCUGAUAUGUCUUUUUCCUGAGUUGUACGGAAGAUUUAAAACGCCUAAAUGAGAAUUAAUCCAAGACAAAUGUGAAAUACAAUAUAUAUUAAUGCAAAAAAACAUUGCAUGUCUUUUUACUUUAUGUCUGCUUGAUUUGUUUUCAUUUAGGCAUUUAAAGUCUUCUACGCCAUUGUUGUCCAGAAAUGAUUAAAAACACAUCGGUGAGCCA